AUGUCAACCGGCCGAUGGGGACGAGGGCUGGCCGAUGAGGCAUUUGUUGCGUUGCUGUUUAGUCAAGUGUUUUGGAACGAGCCCGUCACGCAGCGACGACAAUUCAACAGCACGGCAACCGCUCUUGCCGCAAGUAGCUACAUUCUUCAGAAGAACGAGAGCAGGAACGAUGGAGACGAAACACCAAAAACGGCGGCUUCGGUGAUGAAUUGCAGAGCGGUACCUCUCACUCUGGACAUGGCCCACAUGGCUCCCCUCCAGAGAAGCACAUCGGCUAUGGGACACAUCGAUUCAGAACUCCUCGCCGAAGGAGACGAACCACCGGAAAGGAAAGAGCGCGCCCUUGUUGACUCUCCCCGUUUGGACGCUGCUUUUAUCAAAUCACUACCCCCGGCCUUCACCCGCAGGGAAUCUCUUCUUACUCGCCAACUACACUCCCCGGAACCAGAAUACCCCCAUGAGGAUGAACAUCAACGUGCCAGAGCCAUCGUCCGUGGCAUGUCGGCCUGGAGCAACCAUAGCGUAGCCUCUACCGCCGAGCUUACCAGUGAUAAUGAUCUGACCAGCCCUGGAACCCGUGAAAGCACACCAAGCCCUCCCUUACCCCCAACCUUGAUCAGAGAAUCUAUCCCGACACUGGAGAAGUCGCCCCACAAGGAACCCGUCAUUGUUGGAGACAGACAGAACAAGCCCGAGAAGUCUGUAGAGGCCGAGCUCGGCCGUCCCAGAUGUAUUACAUUUGCUUGCGGCGGCAAGAAGCCCAUCUCAAACCAUGCCACUUCCGAAAGCGAACAGGACAAGAAGCCUGCGCCAGUCUCAGCCCCUGCGGAGCCUCCAAAGCGUAAGACAUGCAUCACCUUUGCUUGUCCUUCCAAGCCUGCUGUCCAAACAACACCUAUCAAGGAAAAGACCAAGGCCAUUUCUCUCGCUCCCGCCCAAGCUCCAAAAAUGAGAAUUGUCAGCCCUGGACCCAAAUCCUCAAGAACCCAGACAUCACCAAAACACUUUCCCAGAAACCAUCGCGGCUCGGAUUCGACUGUCAAAAAUGACUCUCCGAAAAGCCUUCGCAAAACUCCAUCGCUGCCCGUCCGAAGACGCAAAUACAGCAUGGAUAAUGACGAUGUUCCCGGUGAGGAAAGACGAUUCCACGAAUUCGGACCUUCCGAGGAAGAAAACGAACAAUGGCUAGAAGAAUCCGGUUGCUACCGUCAGCGAUUGACUGUCAACGACACUCUGUACAAGGAGAACAUUAUUAGACAAAUCGGUGAGGAAGUCGAGGAAGAGGCUAUUGAAGAAGAUGAAGAGCUUGAUGACGAAGAGCUUGAAGAAGACGAAGACGAAGAUGAGGAUGACGAAGAUGUCGAAGACCUCGACAUUGAAGAAGCUGUUUCAGACGAUGCAGUCUCCGAUGCUGGUUUCCAAACUGAUGACGAGGAUGGCUUCGCGGUCUCGGAUAGUGACGAAGACGGCAGCGACAACGAAUGGUGGGCUCCUAGAGGCCGCUCGACUGCCGCCACUUCUAUGGAACACGUAGAACACAUCCGUCCCACUCGCAGACGUACCAACUCGGACUCGUCCUUAGGAUCGGCACACGGAGAGAACAAGACGGCUUCGGCUCCCUAUGGCAUGGUCAAGCGCAAGAGUCGCGCAGUUAAGAUCAACCGCCCUCAAACCCCCGACCUUCCGGACAGCACCGACUUCGUCUGCGGCACACUCGACGAGGAUCGUCCUUUGGAGCAGGCAUACAUCAUGAGCCUUGAGAGGAGAAAGGCUGCCAAGCACAAGGCUAAGCCCCAAGACAUCGAUCCUACCUUCCCCACGUCCGAUCCGGAUAUGGACGAGGAAGACGAUGAUGAUGAAGAUGAAGACGUUGAGGAGAGUGAUCAGCCUCUCUUCAUGCACGGCAAGAUUGAGAUGAAUGAAGACAUGGGCCAUCGCGGCCGUCACCAUUCCAAGAUUGCUCCCAAGAAGAAGUCGAUCUCACCCCCACAACAGCGUCUUCGCUCGCCUCCUCCUCCCAAACAUCGUGUUCACCGCUCUCCUCCACCGUCGGCCAAGCGUCUUCGAUCGCCCGCUCCGAUCAAGCGCACUGCCCAUAAAUCACCACCUCCUCGUAAGCUGUUUGGUCAGUCACCAAGACGCUUGAGAUCUCCACCUCCUCCACCUCGCCGUCCUACGUCCCCACCCCCUUCUCUGCGCAGUUCUGUUGAGGGCGUCUCUGCAAUCAGCUUCACGCCCAGAGCCACUCUUGCGAGACGACCUCAACCUACUCACACCGCAUCGCUUCCUCGUGUCGAAAGUCAGGUCAAGAUCGGUAAGAACGCCAUGGCCACUUCGCCUGAUGAACAUGACGACCCGUUGUCUGGUAUGAGAACAGCUCGUGGAGCGAUCGAUAUUGUUAAGGGCCUUGAGAAGAAACGUCAGCGACGCAAGGAGAAGCUCUAUCAGAAGCACUGUCAGAAGGGCGGCAAAGACCGCGAACGUAAACCAAAGCCCGGCAAGGGCGCCGAAAGAAUGAGAGAAGUUGGACUUGAGCUGGCCGCAUACAAAGGCAAGAAACAGCACGUCCUCUCCUACUAG
This is a messenger RNA of Aureobasidium pullulans EXF-150, 2580 nucleotides long. RefSeq lists its product as uncharacterized. The coding region runs from base 1 to 2580 and encodes 859 amino acids. Lineage: Eukaryota; Fungi; Ascomycota; Dothideomycetes; Dothideales; Saccotheciaceae. The transcript has 2 exons. The record is from RefSeq and is a predicted model, not a curated record.